Molecule: messenger RNA, 1562 nt
Organism: Neltuma alba
Lineage: Eukaryota; Viridiplantae; Streptophyta; Magnoliopsida; Fabales; Fabaceae
Exons: 2
Coding region: 64-1368 (434 amino acids)
Molecular function (GO): protein binding
Source: RefSeq, a predicted model, not a curated record
CUAGAUUAAAUUCUGCCAAAUAUGUUGUGACUUCACAGAGUCUAGCUAGCUCGUUAGAACAGGAUGCCUCCAUUUCUGUUGGAAUUCAUUAAGAGAAAAAGUAUGGCCAAAAAGAGGAAAAGAAGACACAAAAAAAGAAUAUUGAAGGGGAAAUACCAUGCGGACUGGUCAAGCCUCCCUCAAGAUAUUAAUGAAAUGAUUGUUGACAAACUGUGUUUAGUUGAUCGCUUAUCCCUUAGUAAAACUUGCAGAAGCUGGAAUGCUUUUCUUGGUGAAGACCUUCCUGGUUGGCAAACCCAUGGACUUCCUUGGCUUCUAGUGUCAGGUGAGCAGUGUAAAGAAGAUAGAACUUGUAUUAGCAUACUAGAUAACCGUGUUUGGGAAUUGAAGUUGUCAGAAGCAUAUGACAAGUAUUGUUGGGGAUCAUUUCAGGAGUGGCUAAUUAUGGUAAAAGAAAUGAACAGUUUCAUUCUUGAAAUUAUGUUGUUGAAUCCUUUUACAAGAAGCCAAAUUACUCUGCCUCCAAUAUGGAACUUUUACCACAAGAUAGUGCUAUCUGGGCGUCCCUUUGAGAAUGACUUUAUGUGUAUGCUUCUACAUAGCCAGCAUAGGGAGCUGGCUUUUUAUAUGCCACGAAUACAAUCAUGGCUUAAACAUAAAAUGACGGGUGAACCAUUUGAAGAUGCUGUAUUUUGUAAAGGAAGUUUUUUUCUCUUAGAUGGAAGUUAUAACAUAUGGCAAAUUGAUACUAAAAGUAUCUGCUCUAGCGCUAGUAAAGGUGAUGUUCAUUUUGGAACAUUGCCUGAACUAGAAAUACAUUUUCAUGAAAUGAAAAUGCUAGAUAUGAUGCAGUUGAAUGUUGUAAUAUUGGAGAGGAAUGAUGAGCAUCGCAUUUUAAGAUAUCUUGUGGAAUCUUGUGGGGAGGUUUUGCUUGUUUGUAGAUAUUUUCACCCAAAACAAGAUCUAGUGCUUGAGACACAAAAAUUUGAGGUAUUUUCGUUGGAUCUUUGUCAAUCAUCUUGGAAGAAGGUUGAGGAUUUGAAGGAUCGGAUGCUAUUCAUAGGAAAAUGUUGUUCAUCAUCAUUCUCCAUUGAGGAACUUGGAGUUGGGAUUAGCAACAGCAUAUAUUUUACCAAUGAUCAGGCUGCACCUUGGUGGAAUGAGUGGGAUUCGAACCAUUUGAAAGAUAUAUCAACUCGUCUAGGAUUAGUCAAGAAUGUUGGUAGAGAUUGGGGUAAUUUCAAACUCGGAAAUGAAGAUGGUGAGCCUUUUAGCUUUCGGGGAGACAUAGAGAAAUGGUCGUAUACUUGGUUUACUGCUCCCAUAUGGUGGUACUGCAAGAACGUUCCACCUAUUGAAAGUAUUUAAGGGUCAGUUUGUUUGAAGUGAAGGGAAAAAAAGAAGAAGAAGAAGAAAUUUUAGUUAAGUCUAACACUUAAAUUGUUGGAAAAAAUCAAGCUAAUCAUGAAGGUUUUGUUGGCUGGUGGGCAAGCCAGCGUGUAAAUAUAUCCUUGGUGGAGAACAUGGCUUGUCUUGUGGACUGCAUGUUUUAGCUCUGACUA